AAAUUCCGUUUACCUUUUUACAUCAGGCAAGACAAGCGCGCGCCCCACUGAAUUUUCUGCAGGCAUUAAUCCGGGCACCUGCGGGUCCUUCCUCCUUUUCUACGUCCCUGAGUGAGGCCGGCGUCAAGAUGAAUGACACAGUGACAGUCAGGACACGCAAGUUCAUGACGAACAGGCUGCUUCAGAGGAAGCAAAUGGUCGUCGAUGUCCUGCAUCCCGGCAAGGCCACAGUCCCCAAGACUGAAAUCAGGGAAAAACUUGCCAAGAUGUACAAGACCACCCCUGAUGUAGUAUUCGUCUUUGGCUUCAGGACUCAGUUUGGUGGCGGCAAGACAACAGGCUUUGCCAUGGUCUACGACUCCUUAGACUACGCUAAGAAGAACGAGCCCAAGCACAGACUGGCCAGGCACGGUCUCUAUGAGAAAAAGAAGUCCUCAAGAAAACAGCGCAAGGAACGCAAGAACAGAAUGAAGAAAGUACGAGGCAUCAAGAAGGCCAGUGUGGGCGCUGCUGGCAAGAAGAAAUGAGGUGUCAGUGUGCAGUGAGCCCGGAACGCCUGGGAGGGUCUUCGUGCUCAAGAUGUUCUUGUAUAUUGUCAUCAAAUAAAGUUUGGAAAAAAGUGGAAACAAA
Messenger RNA from Labrus mixtus (cuckoo wrasse), 630 nucleotides. It is a transcript of the gene rps24, whose product is annotated as ribosomal protein S24. Gene Ontology annotation, cellular component: ribosome. The coding region runs from base 129 to 527 and encodes 132 amino acids. NCBI's taxonomy places the organism in Eukaryota, Metazoa, Chordata, Actinopteri, Labriformes, Labridae. The transcript has 6 exons. Gene Ontology annotation, biological process: translation. The record is from RefSeq and is a predicted model, not a curated record. Gene Ontology annotation, molecular function: structural constituent of ribosome.